CUUGCUAGUUAGCAGACCUCACUUGAAUAACACAAACUUAUUACCCAAAUAAUAAAAAAUAAAAAAAAGAGGACCAAAUAUGUUGUUCCCACAUCUUCCUCUUACCCUAUUCUUCUGUUUCUGCCUGUUUUUCUCGUUUUCAUAUGCUCAUUACAAGCCCCCUUGUGAUUGUUCCUCUGCUCAUAACAAUAGCCAUGAAAACAUUCCCACUAACCCUGGUAAUUCAUUCCCUGCUCAUAACAACAGCCACGAAAAUAUUCCAACCAAGCCUGGAAAUUCUUUCCCUGCUCAAAACAACAGCCAUGAAAAUAUUCCAACCAAGCCUGGAAAUUCUUUCCCUGCUCAAAACAACAGCCAUGAAAAUAUUCCAACCAAGCCUGGAAAUUCUUUCCCUGCUCAAAACAACAGCCAUGAAAAUAUUCCAACCAAGCCUGGAAAUUCUUUCCCUGCUCAAAACAACAGCCAUGAAAAUAUUCCAACCAAGCCUGGAAAUUCUUUCCCUGCUCAAAACAACAGCCAUGAAAAUAUUCCAACCAAGCCUGGAAAUUCUUUCCCUGCUCAAAACAACAGCCAUGAAAAUAUUCCAACCAAGCCUGGAAAUUCUUUCCCUGCUCAAAACAACAGCCAUGAAAUUCCCAGUAACUCUUCCCCUGCUCUAAAUAACAGCCAUGAAAUUCCAACCAAGCCUGGUAAUUCAUUCCCACCUCAUAAUAACAGCCAUGAAUUUCCCACCAAGCCUGGUAACUCUUCCCCUGCUCAAGAUACUUCCAUUAAGCAUAAUAACUAUAUAGGAUGCUUCCACAAGGUCUAUGCUUUUGGAGAUUCCUACACUGAUACCGGAAAUGCUAAAUUAGUGGGUGAUCUCAAGGUAAAUUUCACUCAAAGCACGAGCAUUUCAGCAAAAUCGAAGAAUGGUUUAUGCGAUGGGCAGUUGGUGGUAGAUUUUCUAUGUGAUGCUCUUAAUCUACCACAUUUGCCACCCUUCCAAAGUACCUCUAUAAAUUUCACAUCUGGGGUCAAUUUUGCAAUAGCUGGAUCAACAAUUCUUCCCAAAGAGAAAUUCUCGAUGCAAAAUAUUACUAACCUUUUUUGGAAAGGAAUACCCUUGAACUUUCAAACUCAGAUCGAUUGGUUCAAUAAGUUGAAACAGCAGAUGGGAUGUACAGAUAAAACUGGAAAAAGUUGCAAGGCUGAAUUGGAGAAUGCACUCUUCUGGAUAGGCUCUGUUGGCGUUAGUGACUACGCUCGUAUACAAGGGUCCUCUUUACCUACACGUUGGCUCACACAGCAGUCUGUCGAUCAAGUUAGCAGACUAAUCGAGGCAUUGCUGGGAAGCGGAGCAAAGUACAUCGUAGUUCAAGGAUUACCACCAAUAGGAUGCCUCCCACUACAUAUCUCAUUAUGUCCACUGAAAGCUGCUCUUGAUCAUAUGGGAUGUGCAGCAGCUGUCAACACAGCAGUAAUGGUCCACAACCAGAUCCUGCAAAGGAGAUUGGAAAGAUUCCGUAGAUUAUAUCCUAAUUGUCAUAUCUUAUAUGCUGAUUACUGGAAUGCAUAUCUAACAAUUCUGAUGAACUUAAAGAAGUACCAAUUUGAGGAAGCUUUCAAACCUUGCUGUGGAGCUACAGGAGGACCACUCAACUUCAACUUGCAUUCGUUGUGUGGCUCACCUGGUACUGUCAGCUGCAACAAUCCUAGCAAAUUUAUCAGCUGGGAUGGUAUCCAUCUUACAGAAGCAAUGAAUCAGAAAGUCACUGAUCUUUUCCUCAAUCAAGGCUUCUGUCAACCAUCUUUUAGCGAGCUGGUCAAAAGUAGGAGCGGGAUGUAGAUGGACUCAAUGUAAGCUAGCAAAUAAUACCGCUCCGGACCAAUCCAGAGAGCGAGAUAAUAAUAGGAAUUAUUCUCAGAGAUGUUUCUUCCAUUGCAAGAACGAGAAACUAUACAAUAGGCAGAUUACCUCUUUUAUCAUUAGCAGAUAGACAGCAUUUGUGGAGUACAAUAAAUGUUUCCAACCAAGCUGACAUUGUAAAUGCACAUGUAAUGUCAUGUACCAGUUGAUAUAUGUGGUAAUUUAAUGAAGGAUUAGAAAUAUACUCUUCCUUUGCUGAGCA
Nicotiana tabacum (common tobacco) is the source of this 2111-nucleotide messenger RNA. RefSeq names its product GDSL esterase/lipase At3g48460-like. Lineage: Eukaryota; Viridiplantae; Streptophyta; Magnoliopsida; Solanales; Solanaceae. Gene Ontology annotation, molecular function: hydrolase activity, acting on ester bonds. The record is from RefSeq and is a predicted model, not a curated record.